This is a messenger RNA of Rangifer tarandus platyrhynchus (Svalbard reindeer), 609 nucleotides long. Lineage: Eukaryota; Metazoa; Chordata; Mammalia; Artiodactyla; Cervidae. The record is from the annotation of a GenBank genome assembly.
AUGUUAUUUUUAUAUAAAAACACCCAGGUAUGUUAUGGAGUAGAAUAUUUGCAUGGAUCUUGGAACUGGAGUUCAGGUCCUUGGGCCAUCAGAGUGUUGGGAGGUGAGAGGGUGGUGAUGGAUGGUGGCUUUCCGGGUUGCCCUCCUCCCUGGGUCAGGGAGCUGGCAUCUGCCCUGAGCUCAGAUGCCCUGAGGGCCUGGUCCCUUCCUGUUCUUCACCCAGUCACCAGCAACCUUGGUAGUUCACUUCAGGCUCACCCCACUUUACUCCGUUGCAUAGUUGGACAGGGAGGCUUCUCUGGUGGCUCAGUGGUGAAGAAUCCGCCUGCCAGUGAAGGAGACACAGGUUCAAUCCCUGGGUUGAGAAGAUUUCUUGGAGAAGGAAAUGGCAGGCCACUCCAGUAUUCUUGCUUGGGAAAUCCCCUGGACAGAGGAGCCUGGUGGGAUAGGGUUGCAAAAAGAGUCAGACCAGACUUAGUGAUUAAACAACACAGAGAGACAGAGACCGAGGCAGACAGGGGCCGAGGGCCAUGUGUGGGGGCACCGCCCGGAUCACAGGAGGCACCCCUGUCUGGCAUCUGCAUUGUCCUGAUGGCUGAGGGGCCUUAG